AUGGAAGGGCGGGGCGCCCAGACCCGGCCGACCACGCGUCGCUCCAACAGGGCCGGGGUCGGUGAAACGCGUGAGGAAGAGGAAGGGGUGCGGGACGCCCAGCAGCCGCUGCGUGCCCGGCGCAACUCCCGUCCGAAUGCGCCGGGGGAAGAGGAAGAGGAGGAGGGGCGGCACGCCACGCCGCGCUCCUGCCGCGGGCCCAAGAGAGCCCUGCGUAGCUCGGGUGAGGAGGAGGAGGAGGAAUGGGUGUCAAGCGCCCCACCUCGGUCUGGCGGGUACGACCGGGGGAAAAAGAAGGAACCGUCUAGCAUCCAGUUCCGGCGCACCAAGCGCAGCGGCCGCGGGAAUGGUGGAGGGGAGGAGGAGAAGGACGAUGGGGAAGCGGUGCCAAGCGCCACGCCUAGCUCCCGCCCACGGCCCAGGCGUGACCUGCGCAGCUCCAGUGGGAGGGCUUUAGAGGAGCUGGGAGAGAAAGAGGAGGACGAAGAAGAAGAAGGGGAGGAACGGGUGCCCAGCGCCACGCCUCGCUCUGGCCGGUGCGCCCCUGGGGAGAAGGAAGCGCGGAGUAUCCAGUCCCAGCACGCCAAACGCAGUGGCCGCCGGAAUGCUCGAGGUGAAGAACAGAACGAAAAGAAGGAGAAAGUGGUGCCAAACGCCACACCUAGCACCUGCCCCAGACCCGGGCGUUUACUACACAACCCGGGUGUAAGCGCUCGGGAAGAGGAAGGAGAGGAGGACGGAGGGGAAGCGGAGGAAAAGGUGCGUAGCGCCAUGCCUCGCUCGGGCCGGUACACCCUUGGGAAGGAGAAGGAGAAGGAGAAGGAAGCACGAAGCACCGGAUCCCAGCGCAGCUCUGCCAAGGACACCCAGGAGGAGAAGGAAGCGCCGAGCAUCCAGUCCCCGUUCACCAAGUGCAGUGGCCGCAGGAAUGCUGCAGGAGAGGAGGAGGAGGAAGAGGAAGAGGAAGCGGUGCCCAGCACCACGCCUCUCUCGGGCAGGUACACCCCAGGGAAGGAGAAGGAACCACGAAGAACCGGACCCCAGCGUACCAAGCGCAGUGACCGCAGGAACGCUGGAGGAGAUGGGGAGGAAGUACGGAGCUCCAGAUCUGGGCGGGCGGAGCACAGCACCGGCAAGAACGCACAGGGGGACCAGGAGGAUGUGCGGGCCAAGCGCAACACCAGAGUCUUCCAGAAUGCUCUGGAGGAGGACGAGGUGGGCAUCCGAAAGACAGGUUCUCCAGGCAGCAAACUGAGCUUAAGCAAGUACACCCGGGAAAAAAAGGAGGAAGAAGGGCACGACUACAGUGCUUUGCAUACCAAGCAAAGCACUGGUCGGGACUUGAAUCUUGGAGAGGAAGAGGAGGAAGUGCGGGGCACAGGGGCCGUGCGCCCCAGGCGCGGCACUGGCGGGGAUGCAAAAGUUCGGAGCGCCACAAGUAGUAGCACGGGCAAGAAGGCCCAGGGACAGAGGGAGGCGGCCUCGGAGCUGGGCGCCGGGUCCCUGCGUGCCGGGAGUAACGCUAGAGGGGAUGUGAAAGUGAGGGAGGAAGAGAAGCAUGUAUUGGACUCCUGGGCCCGGAGGCCGUCGGCGUCUGCCCCUGGCAAGUACGUGGUUGGAGGGGAGGAUGGGAAGGCGCCACGCAUCAGAGAGACCACGCACCAAGCUGGUGCUGGAGACGAAGUGCGGACUGGCACGUCGGGCAACAUAGGGAAGGAGAAGCUGGUGCGGAGGUCACAGCGGCCAGCUCCCGACCUGAGCGGGGACGCUGAAAACGGGGACGGCAGCGCCCAGGGGGCUUUGACCAGUAGUAGCAGAGAUGAGUCCCCUCCUGCUUCCUCCUAUGGGAAAGAGAGUGGAGAAGAAGAGAAAAGGGAAGAGGAUGAAGACUGCAAUAUGAUCCGACAGCUGCUCAGACUAAAGGAUCAGAUUAAACAACAGCUACUGGAAUAUAAGGCAGAGGUUGAAGCAAGUAAAGAGAGUUCUACAGAAGAAUUCACAGAAGGCAGCUUAGUUCAAAGGAUUGAAGAUCUAGAAAAGAAAAUGGAAGGGGUGAAGAUUGAGUUAGAAAUGAAAACUCUAGCUUUAAAAAGGGUCCAGGUUGCACACGCCCUUCAGAAAAAACUGGAAAUGAACGACAGUGAAUCUGAAUCAAUCUUGGCAAUUUUGAAAAAAAUUUUAACUACUAAUAGUUCAAUACUGAAAGCACAGGAGCAAACUCAGAAGCUGGAGGAGAAAAUGCUUGAAAUUCAGAAGAACAGAUUACUGCUUAAAAAAGCUGGGAAAGAGAAGUUACUAGAAAUACAGUCUGAGAAUAAAAAGAAAAAAGAUGAAUUAAACCUCCUGGAAAAUAGUGCAUCGCUAAUUAAAAUAAAGAAAAGCCUACAAAAGGAAAUAGAUACAACUACCAUUAUUCAAAAUGUUUUUCAGCACAUCGUCAUGGCAGCGAAGAUCGACUGGGCAGCAGAUGCAGACUUAAAGGCCCUUAUUUUGCAGCUUGAGAAAAACUUAAAUUCCAUUUGAAAAAUUAUACUUGUUUACAUUCAAUUAAAUAGUAAAUUUCAGGAGAAACUAUAUUUUUGCCACUAUUUGAACAAUUCAGAUUCUUAAAACAUUUGUUUCAGUAACAGUAACUUCAGAGCCAUUGUGUCAGUUGUUAAAAUGACAUUGUGUCACUGAAUUCGAGAUCUUUGAGUUAGAAGCAUUCCUUAAGGUAAAGUCGAACUUCUCACCUAAUAGAGGAAUCUUCUUUAUAAAAUCUGCUAUAGAUGGUAAUCUAGUCAUUGUGUGAACCCUUACAAUGACUAAGCACUUGCUACCUCAUCAGACAAUCUACUCCAUAUCCAAGUAGCCCUGGUUGUUAUUCCUUGGCAUAUUGUUUAUUGACUAUUCUAGAAAAUAGUGGUUAUAUCCCACUUUAAAAGCAGUACAUUUUCCAAAAUACUGAUCUUUUUAUGGUAUUUAAAACUUCAAUAAA
Molecule: messenger RNA, 2977 nt
Organism: Dromiciops gliroides (monito del monte)
Lineage: Eukaryota; Metazoa; Chordata; Mammalia; Microbiotheria; Microbiotheriidae
Gene: CENPH
Product: centromere protein H
Exons: 10
Coding region: 1-2523 (840 amino acids)
Biological process (GO): mitotic spindle organization; chromosome segregation; kinetochore assembly
Cellular component (GO): nucleus; kinetochore
Molecular function (GO): kinetochore binding
Source: RefSeq, a predicted model, not a curated record